GAUUGCUGGUUAAUCUCUCUCUCAUUCCUGUUAUGGGUGGGCUGGCUCUGUGUACAGCUACUGAAAUCAGUUUCAACAUUCUAGGUUUCUCGGCAGCUUUAUCUACUAAUAUCAUGGACUGUUUGCAAAAUGUCUUUUCCAAAAAACUACUCAGUGGAGAUAAAUACAGAUUUUCAGCCCCAGAGCUUCAGUUCUACACAAGUGCUGCUGCAGUGGUUAUGCUUAUUCCAGCUUGGAUAUUUUUCAUGGAUGUACCUGUGAUUGGGAAAAGUGGGAGGAGCUUCAGCUACAACCAAGAUAUUGUCAUACUUCUUUUAAUAGAUGGAGUCUUGUUUCACCUACAAAGUGUUACAGCCUAUGCCUUGAUGGGAAAAAUUUCUCCUGUGACUUUCAGUGUUGCUAGUACCGUGAAGCAUGCGCUGUCAAUCUGGCUCAGUAUUAUUGUGUUUGGUAACAAAAUCACAAGCCUCUCGGCCAUUGGGACCGUUCUAGUGACAAUUGGAGUUCUUCUAUAUAACAAGGCAAAGCAGCAUCAGCAAGAGACUAUACACAGCCUGGCAGCUGCAGCCCUGCAACCCGCACAAAGUGCAACGGAAGAUGCUGAGCCACUCAUUCCCAAGGAUGUGGAACCGUAUGAUUAA
This is a messenger RNA of Tauraco erythrolophus (red-crested turaco), 641 nucleotides long. The record is from RefSeq and is a predicted model, not a curated record. NCBI's taxonomy places the organism in Eukaryota, Metazoa, Chordata, Aves, Musophagiformes, Musophagidae.